AUCAAUGGAACCACGAAUGUGUUCAUGGUCUACUUCCAAGAUGAGUAUGUUAGUUUCAGAGGAAAUCCCCCAUGUGCCCUAUGCCUACAGAUUGUUUUGAGUGGGUGUACGAUAGAGGAAGUGCAUUAUGUAAGUGAGUAUAAAUACUGUAUCUGAAACCGUAGUCAAAGGCACAACGCUCUCACUGAAGGAGUCAACAUGAAGCAGUCGUCUGGUGUCAAAGCCUUGAUUUCUCUGUGUCUGCUGCUUGCAGAUGGAUUUCCAGUUUCCAAAGAUGAACCUCCGAAGAUCAUUGGGCCUGAUCGCGUCCAAAUAAGAGCUCAUCCAGGUAAGCAGCUGCUCCUUCACUGUGAAGCAAUUGCAAACUGUGACGCUGAUAUGACGGUCAUCUACUGGCUCGUAAAUGGCUCUUUUCCAGAAGAUACACCCAGCAGUGGCAGAAUAGUGGAAUCAGAAGAAUCAACAUUAGAGAACGGCGCAAUCCUGCAGAGGACUUUGCUGUUGAAGAAAGUCACAUCAGAGGAUCUUAACUCAACCUUCACCUGCGUUGUAACCAAUGAUGCUGGAACGACCUUAAAGAAUGCAACAUUAUCAACUAAAAGGAGUGGAUGCAAUGUAGGAAGAAACAGAAGACACUGAAUGUUUCUGCAAAAGUGGAAUUAUCUGAGCCUUGCAAACUGACUCUUAUGAGUCAGUAGUAUCUGUGAAUGUUUCAUCGUUGAGAACAAUGCCAGGGAAAUAUUGAACAAAGAUGACAAAUCAUUUGGUCUCAUAUUUGUAUGAUGCUCUUUUGACGGCUUCUUUCAGUGAGACAAGUGUGAAAACUUAAAAAUGAGUCCAUCUAAACUAAAAGUGGAACCAAAUACUACCCUUCAUAUAUAAGUAGUAUUUGGAGGACCUCUUUUAAGGAAACAUAUCUGGACGUUUUUUCUUUUACAGUGAGACCUCUUAAAUUUGUCACAAAAUGUCUGUACGCCACAGGGCUGCUUCAAAUUAAUUGCAGGAUAUAUAUGUAGGGAAUUCUGAGUAAUUUUCUUACCUGUUGUUGAUACUUGUGCAUCAUUGUAGUGUCCAUGUUGGAUGUUUUUCAUAAAAUAAACUACCCUUUAUA
Messenger RNA from Notolabrus celidotus (New Zealand spotty), 1111 nucleotides. RefSeq names its product interleukin-1 receptor accessory protein-like. Lineage: Eukaryota; Metazoa; Chordata; Actinopteri; Labriformes; Labridae. The record is from RefSeq and is a predicted model, not a curated record. The transcript is spliced from 5 exons. The coding region runs from base 199 to 639 and encodes 146 amino acids.